This is a messenger RNA of Nerophis lumbriciformis (worm pipefish), 3266 nucleotides long. RefSeq names its product 5'-AMP-activated protein kinase subunit gamma-2-like. Gene Ontology annotation, biological process: protein phosphorylation; regulation of catalytic activity. Gene Ontology annotation, cellular component: nucleus; cytoplasm; nucleotide-activated protein kinase complex. Gene Ontology annotation, molecular function: protein kinase regulator activity; protein kinase binding; AMP binding. The record is from RefSeq and is a predicted model, not a curated record. Lineage: Eukaryota; Metazoa; Chordata; Actinopteri; Syngnathiformes; Syngnathidae.
ACCUGGACAGCAACAUCACGACUGUCCACGUCUCUCUGACAGGCGACCUCGCUGCUCCAGCCCUCUUGGGGCUCCCACUGGCAGCCCACCUCCCUCCACCGGGUCGCCUCAUCGCCUCUCAUGUGGAAGACGCACACAGUGCAGCAGUGCUCAACCUGAAAUGAAGGCAUUUUGUACUUUAACAUGCGCUACUGAGAUGAUGUGAUCCACGUGGAGCUAACACCAUCAGCACAGAGAGGAGUCGGAACUGUCCUGGCUGCAGUCGUCAUGACAACAGAAAUGGUAGUCAUGGUAACAGUAGGAGUCUCCUCUCCUCCGGUCCAAAGUGAGAGCAGUUGCGUCGCGUGAUGUAUUCUGGCUACUUCCUGUUGCACAGUUAGUGGACUCUUCCAGCAACUCCUCUUCUUCCACCGGGACUAAGUCUGUGGACCUGAUGAAGAUGAAGGCGAGCAGUGCAGAGAAGGAGGAAGAGGAGGCGGACAGGAGGAAGAAGAAUAGGGGGAGGCCGCUCAGACUCCUGAUGCCUGUCCUCAGCGUGUUGGGAAUGUCUUCUCUGGACGAGCCGGGCCGAGUGCAGAGGGACAAAGUCUCGAAGGGGGAGCUCAGCCCCACCAGGAGCUUCUUCCAUCGGGCUAGCCGACCAAGCAGUCCCCGCUCGGCGCCGCCCGCCAGCUCCACCUCCAGGACGAGUCCCACCUCAGCUAAGAGCAGCUUCCCUUUCCAGGCUGCGGAGUCUCCGCCCAAACCUCCUCGCAGACUGAGCUUUAGUGGGAUCUUCAAGUCGACCUCAAGGGAAUCGAACCAGCAAAUGUCUUCGUCCCCCAUCAGCAUGAAACUCUUCUCACGCAGCAAGAGGAGCAAGGCUAGAGCCUACACCCUGUCCUCCCCACCUGCCCCUGCCCAAUCUCCCCCUGCCUUCCAACUGGAGAAUUACCUGACGGAGCCGAAGCGUCCGGAGACCAGGAGGCUGCGUUCCUUCUCCUCACCCCCCGACACUGGGCAACACUUCUCUUGUCGGCUGCCAUCACCUCUUCCGGUUUCACCAGCACCGCAGGUGGAGGCUGGGGGGGAGUCUGAGCGGCGCCCCCUGGACAAUGGCGUGUGUGCCGACUCAGAGAGAGACAUCUACAUGCGCUUCAUGAAGUGUCACAAGUGUUACGACAUCAUCCCCACCAGCUCCAAACUGGUGGUCUUUGACACCACGCUACAGGUGAAGAAAGCGUUCUUUGCUUUGGUCGCUAAUGGCGUGCGUGCUGCUCCUUUGUGGGAAACUAAGAAGCAAAGUUUUGUUGGAAUGUUGACUAUCACAGACUUCAUCAACAUCCUGACCAGAUACUACAAGUCACCCAUGGUUCAGAUUUAUGAGCUAGAAGAACACAAGAUCGAGACCUGGAGAGAACUUUACCUGCAGGAGACCUUCAAGCCUCUGGUCCACAUCUCACCUGAUGCCAGUAUUUUCGAGGCGGUGUCGUCGUUGAUUCGCAACAAGAUCCAUCGUCUUCCCGUCAUCGACCCUCUGAGUGGCAACGCACUCUACAUCCUGACCCACAAGAGGAUCCUCAAGUUCCUGCAGCUCUUUGUGUGUGAGAUGCCCAUGCCCGGCUUCAUGAAGAAGACGCUGGAGGAACUUCAUGUGGGAACAUACGACAACAUCGCUUUCAUCCACCCGGACACGCCUCUCAUCACCGCCCUCUCCGUUUUCACGCACCGCCGCGUCUCCGCCUUACCCGUAGUCAAUCACCAUGGCCAAGUGGUGGACAUCUACUCCAAGUUUGACGUGAUUAACCUGGCGGCAGAGAAGACGUACAACGACCUGGAUGUGACCGUCACGCAGGCUCUGCGGCACAGGUCGCAGUACUUUGAAGGUGUCAUGAAGUGCAACAAAGUGGAGACCCUGGAGACCAUAGUGGACCGCAUCGUGAAAGCUGAGGUUCACAGGCUGGUCGUCGUCGAUGAAGAGUCCCGGAUCGUCGGCAUCGUCUCGUUAUCAGACAUCCUUCAAGCGCUCAUCCUAUCACCUGCUGGUGUGCUCAGGAACGAGGAUGCGUUUCCGUCUCACGCUGCUUUGGACUCUGCAUGUGACAAGCGACAGGACCAGGAUCAAGACAAUCGUGCUGACUGCCAGCAGGGGGAGACAGAGCGGGAGGAGGAGAUGAUUGAAGGAGAAGGAGUCCAGGAAGUAAAUGGGGACGAGGUGACAGAAGAGGGAGGCGGCAAUGGAAACCAGGAGGAGGAGGAGAAAGAAGUUAGGGAGGAGGUGGAGGAGACAGAAGAUGUUAGAAAAGAGGGGGUGACAGAAGAAGUCGAGGAAGAGGAGGAGACAGAAGAUGUUAGGAAAGAGGUGGUGACAGAAGAAGUUGAGGAGGAGGAGACAGAAGAUGUUAGGAAAGAGGGGGUGACAGAAGAAGUUGAGGAGGAGGAGACAGAAGAUGUUAGGAAAGAGGGGGUGACAGAAGAAGUCGAGGAGGAGGAAAAGACAGAAGAUGUUAGGAAAGAGGGGGUGACAGAAAAAGUUGAGGAGGAGAAGACAGAAGAUGUUAGGAAAGAGGGGGUGACAGAAAAAGUUGAGGAGGAGGAGACAGGAGGAGGAAGUGAGGAGGUAACAGAAGAAGGGGAAGGUAAAAGUGAGGAGUUGACUGAGGCAGGAGAUGCUGGGAGUGGGGAGAAGGUAGCAGAGGGAGAAGAGGAAGUGAUGGAAGAGCAGAAAGGGGAAGGAGGAGGGGACGAUUUUACAGGGGAGGUGACUCAAGGAGGAGAAGAAGGAAGGGAGGAGGAGACUGAAGAUGGAGGGAUGAGUGAGGAGGUGAACAAGAGACAAGGUCAAGAGAGGGAGGAAGAAAGAGAGGAAUUGACAGAAGAAGGGGACACGCAGGAGGAAGUGAAGGACGCAGGAGAAGAAGAGAAGGAGAAGGAGGUCGUCCCAGAAGGUGGAGAAGGUAAAGGAGAGGAGGAGACGGAGCAAGAGGUGGAGUUGUGACAUCAUCAGUUGAGGUGAGCUGUGAGUGACAGACGGUCGACCCGCCCUCUAGCAAUGUUGUCAACAUGGCAGCUGGUUGAAAACAACACAGCACAGCAGCUAAUUUGUCCCAUACAUAUAUAUUUCUAUAUAUUUUAAUAUAUAAAUAAUGUGACACUAUCAGGAUGUUAGCAGCUUGAAGUCAGUGAUGAUCAUGUGAUGUUUUAAUCAUAUUCACCUUGUAAUAGUAAUAUUUUAAUCGCUGUUCAACAGCAAAAGUUGUAAUGUACGUACAUCGACACAUUCACCC